UUUUCAUUUUAGUCUGUGAUGUGACAAGGAUUGUUGUGAGUCAGUCUGGGCUUUUGCUUUCGGCGUUUUGUAUUUUCAUCAAAAUUCCAACAUCUUAAUAUUUGUACGAUUGAGUACAAAUAAUGAAAAAUGGCUAUAAACUUAGAAAAACAUAAACAAGCACUAGUCGACGCCUGGAAAGAUGUUCUAGACGAAAAAACGGAUACCAAUUGGGCUCUAUUUGGAUAUGACGGUUUAACGAAUGACCUCAAGCACAUCAGCAGCGGGGACGGAGGACUCACGGAGCUUAUAGAUGAAUUUAACAGCGGCAAAAUACAAUAUGCCUUCCUCAAGGUUGAUUUGCCCAAUGGCAGCAUAUCUAAAUAUGUGCUUAUCAACUGGCAGGGCGAAGGCGCUCCGACUGUACGAAAGGGAACGUGCGCUAAUCAUAUCAAGCAUGUGUCCCAGCUGUUCAACGGUUUCCAUGCAACCAUGCAUGCGAGGACUGAAGACGAUCUGGACGAGAAGAUCAUAUUGGAUAAACUGGCUAAAGCUGGCUCGGCAUUCAACUUCAAGUCUAGGACCGAGGAGUUGCCGCCCAGUGGACCUGUCGGGACCACGUAUAAAAAAGUUAAUCCUGUUCAAGAAAUCAAUUCCAAGGAAAGGGACCAGUUUUGGAUGAAAGAGGAAUUAGAAGAGAAGAGGAGAGUCGAAGCGGAGAGGAAGCGCAGGGAAGAGGAAAAGAAGAAAGGCGAGGAAGAAUUGAGAAGAAGAGAUGAGUUAGAGGCAGCAAAGAGAGCGCAAACAGAACAACAAAAGCCCCCUCAAUCGGACGCGGAGGGCCUCCGACGACAAAGGUCUCAAGAAGCUCGGGCCCUUAUCGGUGCCUCGACCGCCGCCGCUAGGGCUGUGUUCCAAGAACAUUUAGCGCAGGGCCAGCGAGUCACUAAGUCAAACUCCAUACCAGAGAAGCCAAUCAGAAGUUCAGUGAUAGCGCAAAGGAUAAACACUUUCUCUCAGAACACGUCACAGACGACCCCGAGACCGAAAACUCCGCCGGCGAAACAAGAGACGGACACUCUCGGCGACGAACAUCAGCCACCAGCAAAAACCAGCCCGCUCAAAAACAUCGAUAAGAUAAAAAUGUGCCUCGAGAGCCCCUCGCAGAUACAGCACGAGCCGAUCAUAGACCCGACCGACCUCAGCCCGAGCGCGGAGAAUCAACCCGGCUCGUUCAGCGCCGUCAGCUACACCGAAUACAACAAGCAGAGCGAGCCCAUCAUUAAGCAGAACAUUGUGGACAACGAAAUGUUCGACGCUUACUACAGCUCCAACGAAAACGACGACGAGGACAGCGACAACAAGUUCAGCACCAUAAAGAGGUCGCCCUACACCAAGAACGGCGACAGGGAGCUGAGCAGGCAGGACACGGUCAUAGAGAACGUCCGCUACAAGGAGAACGGCGCCGCGGACGUUGAAGAUGUUUCGCCCGAGGGUAUGGAGGAGAGCACCAUAUAUGAAGACCUGGACGAUGACCCCGGACUGUCAGCCAGAGCGCUGUAUGACUACCAGGCUGCUGAUGAGUCCGAGAUCACAUUCGACCCGGGUGAUGUGAUCACACACAUUGAGCAGGUGGAUGCCGGCUGGUGGCAGGGACUCGGCCCCCGGGGACAUUUUGGCCUCUUCCCCGCUAACUAUGUAGAACUACUGCCUCCACCACGCUAGGUAAUUUUACAUCGCCACCUACAUCUGUAUGUCGGCCGCUACUCCGACAAGGAUCCUUGCUAUCAAAAUGUUUACACUAAACCUCGGUUAAGUAUUGAGUUAAUUCGAGAUUUAUAACACCAACCAAACUCCUUCGCUAUCAGCUACGUACGUUUUAUUUGUUUUUUUUUAUAUAACGACCAAACUACAUAUAUUAUUAGAAUUAGAAAUGUGACGUCAGCAGCAAUAAAAUAUCUUUAUUCUCAUAAUAAGAUUAAUUUUAAAUUAGACGUCCAGGAACUAUUGACUUAUGAUCAUAAUUGUAUUAAUUAUCAUAAUUGUAUUAUUUUUGAACUUUUUGCAUUUAUUAAUUAACUGAAUAUUUUUUUUUUAUAUUCUGGACAGUGCUUCCCAAGGUCCAGACGGCGCGGCUAAAGUGGUUUAUAUUAUAGCUUGUUAUAUUUUAGUCAAAAUAAAAUUCUUUUCGAUCUCUUAAUAGAAAUUACUUAUUAGUUAUUGCUACUUAAUAAUUAAUUAGUGCUUGAUGAAAUUUAUUAACAACAAACUUUUUAGAUUUAAAAAAAUGUACUUGUUAUUCGAACUUUUUGAACAGACUGAAAAAAAAGUCAGAACUGUAAUUAUGAGGUUUUAAACUAAAAAAAAAAAACUUUUAAAUCAAAAUUGUUCUGUCUACAUAAAAUUUGAAUGUGUUUAUUCUUAAAUUUCGAGUCAUAGGAUUUUUUCCUAUUAGAAUUUCUUACUAAUAGCUUUUAUUCAAAUAGACUAAUUAUAGGCCUUGUUGAAUGGAGGUGUGACUUGAUAACCUUAGAAACCAAUUAUAUCCUCGAAAUUGUGUCUUAGUAGUGCCAAAAAUGAUUUAUACCCAAUUUUGUACGAUUUUGUAUGUAAUAUUGCGAUUGAAAGCGGGCCUCGUAUACAAAAUAAAAAAAACACGUGAUCAGUGAACAGCCCCCGUUUUAAAUGUUCAUUAGUAUUGUACGCACCGAGUCUACACUAAAGUUUUUUAGACCUUUUAGAAUGUUAAGCCCUGAACAGACACAAGCCGCGAGCUUGAAUCUGUAAACGAUUUAUUUAAUCACAUUAUUAUAAUUUUAAUUCCUAAGUCGCAGGUCACAAAUAAAUGUACUGAUAUUAUAAACUGAAAAAAAAUAUGUACAGCAUUUUAGAUUUACACUUAGUGGUAGCUUGUUAAGUUGAUAUGUUUAGUGCAAUUAGAACUGUGUCUAUUAUGUUUCUCCCUAGGUGGUACUAAAUAGCUUACUGGAUAUAGCUUUAAAUUUUUAUCGAUACUUUACACAAUGCUAUUAUUCGUUUGACAUUUAUUCUUUUUUAAUCGAUAAUCAUGAUAGUAUUCCGUUACCUAUUAACUACAAUAAAAUAUGAUUUGUAAAGGACAAUAUUUUUCCUUAGUAUACUCGUUUAAAGCGUUUUUUGCUUAUUCCGAUGUAUUCGAUGGGAAUGUUAAUAUUUUGUGAUCAUUAUAGCCGUGUACCCGGCCGUAUGGGCUGUAUGUAUGUUUGUCACACUACAUUCCCUGUUGUAUGGUGCUCCGUUGUAUUGUAACAUAACUGUACAUUCGUAACCUAUUUUCGAAUAAACUGAGCUAGACAA
Danaus plexippus (monarch butterfly) is the source of this 3315-nucleotide messenger RNA. It is a transcript of the gene Abp1, whose product is annotated as drebrin-like protein. Bases 130 to 1704 code for a protein of 524 amino acids. Lineage: Eukaryota; Metazoa; Arthropoda; Insecta; Lepidoptera; Nymphalidae. The transcript has 10 exons. Gene Ontology annotation, cellular component: site of polarized growth; lamellipodium; dendrite. Gene Ontology annotation, molecular function: actin filament binding. The record is from RefSeq and is a predicted model, not a curated record. Gene Ontology annotation, biological process: neuron projection morphogenesis; postsynaptic actin cytoskeleton organization; regulation of actin filament polymerization.